Nelumbo nucifera (sacred lotus) is the source of this 1348-nucleotide messenger RNA. RefSeq lists its product as uncharacterized. The record is from RefSeq and is a predicted model, not a curated record. NCBI's taxonomy places the organism in Eukaryota, Viridiplantae, Streptophyta, Magnoliopsida, Proteales, Nelumbonaceae.
AGAAAAGAUAUUCCGUUGUAUCACACGAGAAGGCAAAUAACGUGUGGUUACGAACGAACAGAAAAAUUUUGCUUAAAAAAAAUUUUCAGCUCCAAGAAUGGACUUUCAGCUCCAAGAAAGUGAAAAAAUCCGACACCUGCCUCUCUCUCUCUCUCUUCGAGUCUGUGAAUAAAGUGCUGGGAGCCAGAGGUUUCAUUGCCCACGAUCAAGGGAAAUCUGCAUACCCAUUACCCACGAUUAUGGCGCAGUUCACGACUCAAGGGGGUCUGAAGCUGUUCUUCAAUGGCGACAGAGUGUCUUUUGGAUUCGACUCAAAAGACGCAUUUCAUUAUUGUAAAGUUGGUGAUGGAUUGAGAUUCGUGGAGAUCACUCCAAUUCAACUCAACAAGAACAAUGCCGGGUUUUAUGGGUCUAGCCGGGUUUUCAGUUCACUGCGGAACAAAUCAAGUAGCUUCAGUGCGGAUGAAGAGCGUAUAGUCGCUGAUGAUGGUAAUGAAGCUGACUUGGGUUUUGAUGAAGAUGAUGAGUUUGGAAGGGAUGAGUUGUCCUGUUUCAAAGGUUUGGUCUUGGACAUCUCUUACCGGCCCAUUAAUGUUGUUUGCUGGAGGCGUGCUAUCUGUCUGGAGUUCACAGAGAAGGCUGAUGUCCUAGAAUAUUAUGAUCAAACAGUAAAGUCUCCAAGUGGAUCCUUCUAUAUACCAGCUGUGUUAAGGGUUCCCCAUCUACUUCAGGUUGUCAAGAGAAGAAGAAUCAGACAAAGCCUUAGUCGUAAAAAUAUAUUUUACCGGGAUAUAUUUACUUGUCAGUAUUGCUCUUCACGUGAGAGCUUGACGAUAGACCAUGUUUUACCGGUUUCUCGAGGUGGGGAGUGGAAAUGGGAAAAUCUGGUUACAGCUUGUGCAAGAUGCAAUUCGAGAAAAGGUCAGAAAACUUUAGAGGAAGCAAAUAUGAAGCUGAUCAAGGCUCCAAAGGCCCCAAAGGAGUUUGAUAUUCUUGCUAUACCCCUGACAACAACAGCUAUAAAAAUGUUGAGGAUGAAGAAAGGGACCCCAGAUGAGUGGCGCCAAUAUCUAGCAAAGCCAUCUUCUGAUCCAUGACAGAUAUUAGCCAUGCUUGUGAUCUACGUAUGUAUCAGUCAUUUGUACAUAUUAAUGUUGUGUUCUUCAAAAUUGCGUUGAAAAAUUCACUCUGCUAAAAAAUCCAAAUACAAGCAUCUAACUUUUGGUGGCAAAAUUUCCCUGAUGCACCUCAUGUAUAGCGGCCACUAUAUCUCAAGAUGUAUUUUCAUAUCAUUAAAUGCUUUGUAUUCUGACUUUCUGUGGUAUCAAGUGGCUACCUUAAAAUCUUA